Corticium candelabrum is the source of this 1200-nucleotide messenger RNA. RefSeq lists its product as uncharacterized. The transcript has 2 exons. NCBI's taxonomy places the organism in Eukaryota, Metazoa, Porifera, Homoscleromorpha, Homosclerophorida, Plakinidae. Bases 187 to 549 code for a protein of 120 amino acids. The record is from RefSeq and is a predicted model, not a curated record.
CUCUAUAUGAAGAUGUGCAUCUAAAGCAUUUUCUACCGGUUUGGUAGCUGCUUUUGACAAUAAUCUUGCUCUCUUGGACGUUUUACCUUUGAAAUUGAAUCUUUUUUCCUGUUUCCGGUCGACCUCAAUCUUGGUGGGAGUUCUACAGGUCAACUUCGGUUUCUCUGAGCUAGGACAACUCAAGUCAUGUCCUUCAAAGCGACCGUCAGCUUAUAUGCGUCAGAACACGAAGUAAUUCUACAUAAUGCUGCAACAGCUGGAGAGACGUCCUGGACUAGACUAGGUAGGUCAAAAGGUCUACUGAAAGGCAGUCUCCACGGACUGUGGACUCAUAGCGGCAACGUUCUGGUGCAGUUAGCGAUUCCUGCUAGUGAUCCUAAUAGGGUGUCGUGGAGGCGCUUCUGCAGCAAGCAGGAAUUAUGCGAAGUUGGACAAUGGGGAACAGAUGAACCGGACACAGUGACUCGUCCUUCACGUCUGGAAUCUACUGUAGGGUAUAUUUACAUCAGAUGCUUGUCUGAUGAUACCACCAAAGUCCGGCUCAAGUGACAGAGAUGAAAGUCCUGUCAGCAGCUAGUCCCUAUCGCCCCUCGGAAGUCUCCAGACAGAUGCGUACACUAACGGACUCUGCAAGACCUAGUAGUGUGACAGAAACGAACUCUACGUCGGCACUGUCUGGCCAUUGGAGCGAGAUACCACAACAUUUUGACUUCCUAAGAGAACUCCAAAGACGACUCAACAGGGACGGUCUCCAGGUAAAGCAAUUUCACGAGGAAGCUUCUGAUGUCUUUGCUUUCCAGAUCAAAAAGGAGUUCAGCAGAUUUACGUGCGCCAUUGGCUUUCCACCGGACUUUCCUAGAAAACGGCAAGUGCAGCUGUAUGAUGGACAUGGAGGGGCACCGAAAAAUGUCACUCUGUCGCGGACUGCAAGAGAAGCAUUUCAUGUUUUACGUCGUAGUAUAUAUAGCUGAAGGUCAAAGCAAGGCUAGAUGUACUGAGAAGAUUACUCAAAACAACUGCGUACGUUAAACAAUCAAACUAGCAUUCAAACUGUAACUAGACAGACUAGAUCCAUUGUACUCUACAUGCAUGCGGCAAGAUUGCUGUCUUUUCAGACUAAAAGUCAGUUACAUAUGUUUCAGAUAGUGAUCAAUGGCAUAGCCAGAUUUGAGAUGGUUUUCAAACGCCUCUAACCACAGU